Messenger RNA from Cladocopium goreaui, 2517 nucleotides. The record is from the annotation of a GenBank genome assembly. Lineage: Eukaryota; Dinophyceae; Suessiales; Symbiodiniaceae.
AUGAAGAUGCUCUACUACAAGAAUUCGUGGUCAUGUGCGAAUGUCAGUGAUCUGUUACAGCCGUCAGCCAAGUUCCAGCUCUCAGGGGGAAAACUUGUAGUGGCCGCACCUUACACAUCAUUGGCAGCAAGCAUACGGGCAAAAUCACCAGGAACCCCUGUGACAGUUGCCAGCAUGACCCAUCACAUGCUGCGUAUGGACAUGAGUGAAUUCGAUGAAGCUGGAGGGCUCGCUGUUCGAAUGGUCGAGGGAGAUUUUCUGUGGAUCCCAGAGGCAUGCGUCAUUGCAGAAUUUGCUAUGUCAGAGCCGGAUGAAAUAUCGACAUCUUUGUCAUGGUUGGGUAUGACGGAGUACCAAUGCAGUGAUGAGCAUCUCGAGAAUGCAAUCCAAAGUAUUCAAACACUCCUGGUUAUGUGCUGCCAGCCGAGCCAAAGACAUCUUGAAUCCGGUCUCAAGGCUGGACAUGCUGCCUUCCAGAAGAUUUUGGAGAUCAAACGAAAGACCGGCGAUGAGGUCAAAGAGGAGGAUGACGAAGAUGAUGCCACCCCUGCAGUUGCGACAGCUGCACCGUCACAGCCCAACACAAUUGCCGCAAUCAAUGCCAAUCCGUCCAGUGGCAACAAAGAUGGUGCCGCCCCUGCCGUCCCUGCAGUGACAGGUGCACCGUCAGAGCCCAACAGCACAGCUGCCAGACCACCGGAUGGCAAAGAUGGCGCCCUUGCGGCCACGCCAGCCGAUCCGCCCAGUGGCAACAAAGAUGAUGCCAAUGCCAGCCCUCCCCCUCCAGUGCCAACAACGGGUGCACCAUCACAGCCCAGCAGCACAGCAGCCACACCAGCCAAUGCCAAUGGCAACAAAGAUGAUGCCGCCCCUGCAGGCCUGUCACCAUCAGAGCCCAACAGCACAGCUGCCGCACCACCGGAUGGCAAAGAUGGCGCCCUUGCGGCCACGCCAGCCGAUCCGCCCAGUGGCAACAAAGAUGAUGCCAAUGCCAGCCCUCCCCCUCCAGUGCCAACAACAACGGGUGCACCAUCACAGCCCAGCAGCACAGCAGCCACGCCAGCCAAUGCCAAUGGCAACAAAGAUGAUGCCGCUCCUGCAGAGGUAGGUGCACCACCACAGCCCAGCGGCACAGCAGCCACGCCAGCCGAUGCCAAUCCGCCCAGUGGCAACAAAGAUGAUGGCGCCCCUGCAGGCCUGUCACCAUCAGAGCCGAACAGCACAGCUGCCGCACCACCGGAUGGCAAAGAUGAUGCCCUUGGCGCCCCUGCUGCGCCCUCAUCACCACCACAGCCCAGCAGCACAGCGGCCACGCCAGCCUAUGCCAAUCCGCCCAGUGGCAACAACGAUGAUGCCAACACCAGCCCUGCGCCUGGAGUGCCAAUAACCGGUUCACAGCCCAGCAGCGCACCAGCCACAGCCACAGCAGCCGAUGUGAACACGCCCAAUGGCGACAAAGAUGGUGCUGGCCUUGCCGCCCCUCCAGUGACAGGUGCACCACCGUCAGAGCCCAACAGCACAGCCGCACUACCGGAUGGCAAAGAUGAUGCCCUUGCCGCCCCUGCUGCGCCCACAACACCACAGCCCAGCAACACAGCGGCCACGCCAGCCGAGGCCGAUGCUAAUCCGCCCAGUGGCAACAAAGAUUAUGCAACUGCAGUGCCAACAACAGGUGCAGCAUCACAGUCCAGCAGCACAGCAGCCACACUGGCCAAUGCCAAUGCCACUCCGCUUUGUGGCAGCAAAGAUGCAAUUUCCAAGUCACAGCCUGACAGGCAUGUGAUCGCAGCUGAUGGCAACCAGCCGAAGCCUGAUGGCACCAAGGAUGCAUUUGCUAAAUCAGAAUCGACUGAUCCAAAGGUCAACCCAGUUGAAGUUGAAGGAGUGUGUGACUUGGUCGUUGACAUUUUGUCAAGCCAAGAAGAAGAACCUGCAGAUGGACACCCAGCCGGCCCAUGUCCGCCAGAACCAAAAACCAUUGCAACUGCAAUGGAUGUUUCCAGUGAGGAGGAGGGUGCCGGUGCAGUGAAUGAUCCUGAGGUGAGGUUGAACACCGGUAAGGAUGAACGUACCAAGGAAGACAUGACAGAGGCAGCGGCUGAGAAACCAACAACAGAAAAGAAGGAUGCCGACAAACAUGAUCCCGACUCAGAUUCAUCAUCAGAGUCAAACUCCGAAUCCGAAGCCCCAUCAUCCAAACAUGGAUUAGCCGAAGAGUCUGAUGAGCCUGCGUCCCCAGCACCAACUCCAAAGGCCGCGCCCAAGCGCAGAGCAGCUAGGGCGAAGGCCAGUCCCAAAGCAAAGGCAAAGGGUAAGUGUAAGGCGAAAGCCAGCCCCAAAGCAAAGGCCAAACGGGGGCCCAGGGCUUGCAGACCAAAAGCAUCCCCCAAGCCGAAGCCUGCGACUGCUUGCAAGAGCAAAGCGAAAGCCAAAGAGGUUGCAGAAAAGUUAUCCGCAGAGUUGCAAGAGUCCGGCAGCGGCAAGAAGACUCGGAAGCGAAAGAAUGCAGAUGAGUGA